UCUACGAAGAGCGAAUAAUCUUCCAACGAUUCUACGUUUGGGUGAAGAAACAGCGAAUUUAAAACUAAAAAUAAAACUCGAACGAACUGAAAAUUUGUGCAAAAGUUAUGGCAAAUUGUGAAGAAAUAAAAAAAUAUCAUAUGCUUCGAAUUAGAAAGUAAAAUUUGGUAAUUAAUAGCAAAACAGUUUAGUGUCGCUGCUGCAUCUGCGUCAUUCGUUGGAAAGCCCGAGCAGAGAAGCAGCGAGAAACGAAUUGAGCGAUAAAACAAAAAAAGAGUGAAUAAAGUGCGUGUGAAUGUAAGUGCUUGUUGGGUGUUGUUUUUGCUUGUCAGCUAUUUGAACUACGGUAAAAGAAUUAGCGGAUUUUGAAAAGGAAAUAAACGAGAUAUCAAACAAAUACAAAAUCGAGAAAAGCUGAGCAGGGAAUUACUGCGCAAAGCAGAAGCCGAGAAGAGCAGUGAAAGAGAGACGAAAAAGACAUUGGAAUUUGUUAAUUCAUAAAUAAAGAUAGAGAUAGGCGGCGCGUUGCCGUUGCCGCACACUAUUUAUUUCUCUUACAAGAACCCAACACUGCAAAAACUCAAAUAUGGCGUAUCGCAAGCCUAACGAUUUAGAUGGCUUUAUACAAAUGAUGCCAAAAGCGGAUAUGCGAGUUAAAGCUCUGCUCGCCGAAGACUUGGUCACAUUCCUAAGUGAUGAGGCGAACUCGAUUGUCUGCAUGGAUAUGGGCAUGCUUGUGGAUGGACUGAUGCCUUGGUUAACUGGCAGUCAUUUUAAAAUAGCACAAAAAUCAUUAGAAGCAUUUUCAGAACUGAUCAAAAGGCUUGGACCUGAUUUUAAUGCGUACAGCGCAACCGUGCUGCCACAUGUGAUAGAUCGUCUGGGCGACAGUAAGGAUACAGUACGUGAGAAAGCCCAGUUGCUAUUACAGAUUGUGAUGGAAUACAAAGUGAUCUCACCACAAGCCACCAUUGAUAAAUUAGCGGUCGCUUGCUUCAAACAUAAGAAUGCUAAAGUACGUGAAGAGUUUUUGCAGACCAUUGUGAAUACAUUGAACGAAUACGGCACAUCGCAAUUGAGUGUGCGCACCUACAUACAGCCUAUCAGUGCUUUGCUAGGCGAUCCCACAGCAACGGUGCGGGAUGCGGCUAUGCAGACAUUAGUAGAAAUCUAUAAGCAUGUAGGCGAUCGCUUGCGUGUGGAUCUCCGCAAAAUGGAUGAUGUGCCCGCUUCGAAAUUAGCUGUGCUAGAACAAAAAUUUGAUCAGAUCAAAGCGGAGGGUCUGUUGUUGAAGUCGGCUCUUCUAACUAAUCCAUCCGUCAAUAAUGGGCACGAUGAGUCAGAUAAUGUGAGUGUUCGUGAUCGCCCGACGAAAAUUGUUAAACGCACUAUAUCUGCAUCAACACGAAAUAAGCCAAGUAGCGCGGAUUCAAGCGCAAGUGGUGAUGCCGGCGCCGUCACAAUGGAAAUAUUUGAAUCUUCCUUCGAAAUUGUGCCACAAUUAACUAUAUUUCAUCCAAAAGACAUGGACGACAUUUACAGGAAUAUUAUCGUUGUUAUUAGUGAUAAGAAUGCCGAUUGGGAGAAACGCAUCGAUUCGCUAAAGAAAGUGCGUUCACUCUUAAUGCUGAAUAUCCAUUCACAACCCCAAUUCGUGGCGCAGUUAAAAGAUCUUUCAAUUCCAUUUAUCGACAUACUGAAGGAGGAGUUGCGUUCACAAGUAAUACGCGAGGCGUGCAUUACAAUCGCAUAUAUGUCAAAGACAUUGCGCAACAAACUCGAGCCGUUCUGUUUGGCUAUUUUAGAGGCACUUAUCAAUUUGAUUCAAAAUUCGGCUAAAGUAAUCGCCUCAUCAUCGACAAUCGCUCUAAAGUACAUUAUCAAGUACACCCAUUCGUCGAAAAUAAUUAAACUCGUCACCGAGACACUGCUGCAAGCAAAAUCGAAAGAUAUACGCGCCGCUUUAUGUGAGAUGCUUUGCUUGAUGUUCGAUGAGUGGCAGACGAAAACUAUGGAGCGGUGUUCUCAGCAACUUCGUGAUGUGCUCAAACGAUCAAUAAGUGAUGCAGAUAACGAGGCACGUCGUCAUUCGCGUCGUGCUUAUUGGAAAUUUCGGCGGCAUUUCCCCGAUCUUGCUGACCAGAUCUAUACAACGCUAGACAUUGCGUCACAACGUGCGCUGGAACGAGAGCGAGAUGGUGGUAAUGUGCUCAUCGAGGCUGAGCGUCGCUCUGCAGCUGCGACAACACGUUUCCAGCGUUCACCAGGUUCACUACAAAAGCCAGCGGCUGGAAUGCGUAGUGUGUCUGCAGUAGACACUGCUGCUGCCCAACGUGCCAAAGCACGCGCACAGUACUCGUUUUAUCCUCGUAAAAAGUUAAGCACUGUUAGCAGCACUGCUGGAACAGUCAGCAGUACAGGUCCUGCAGCAACGGGAUCUUUACCGCGUCCACGGUAUAUGGGAGGUGUCACUCCGGCAGCCGCAGCUACAACUGCGCAGUCAAAUGUAGGUAUUUCGCCGCGUACUCGUGGCCGCGCUGGAGUAUCGCAGUCGCAGCCUGGAUCUCGAUCCACCUCACCCAGUUCAAAACUGCGAGAACAAUACGGAUAUAGACCUAUAACAGGUACUAUACCUAAAAAGGCCUCCGGUAUACCGCGCUCAUUGACCAGCUCGCGGGAAACCAGUCCCACACGCGUUGCCAUGAAACGGAGCAUUUAUUCGACAAAUAGCUCAAUGGGUUCAGCACGACGGACACCUGAGCGCAGUAAUUCGCGUCCACUAACUGCGACACGAAUUUUACAACAGAGUCGUGAGGCGGAAAACGCACUGGCCGACGCGCUUUCACCGGAAGGAGAACGGACUAUAGAUUAUGGCGAGUAUUCGCGUGGAUACACGGCUGGUUUGAGAAUGGGUCGAAAGUUGUUGUCGCGCGACGAGUCCGACGACUCCGAGGCAUCGUCGGUGUGUUCGGAGCGGUCGUUUGAUUCGUCAAUGACACGCGGCAACAAUUCGAACUAUUCAUUGUCAGGUUCACGUAACCGGCUUGACUGGAGCUGCACACGUGCACCAUUCGACGACAUCGACACUAUCAUACAGUACUGUGCUUCGACGCAUUGGUCCGAUCGUAAGGACGGCGUUAUCAGCCUAACUCAGUACCUGGACGAUGGCAAUCAGUUGACAGCGCAACAACUACAAGCUGUUUUAGACAUGUUCCGUAAACUAUUCAUGGAUCCACACACUAAAGUGUAUGCACUCUUUCUUGAUGCUGUCACCGAGCUGAUACAAACGCAUGCCAAUGAGCUUCAUGAUUGGCUGUUCAUAUUAUUGACGCGGUUAUUCAACAAACUUGGCACGGAGAUGCUCAACUCAAUGCACAUUAAGAUCGGCAAGACGCUACAUAUAGUACACCAAUAUUUCCCUACCGAUCAGCAGCUCAGGGACGUCUUCCGCAUACUCGCCGACACGGCGCAAACUCCUUGUACGAAAACCAAGAUAGCCAUAUUGAAAUUCCUCACUGACUUGGUGACCAGUUACUGCAAGUCCACCGAUUUUCCCUCCGACGAUGGACCAUUGGCGGUUGAUAAAGCUGUACUGAAAAUUGUGCAACAAGCUGGUGAUCCUAAGAGCAAGGAUCUGCGUGAUCAAGCGCGUAAAUGUCUUAUCGCCCUCUAUAAUCGCAGCACACCGCAGAUGACUAAGUUGUUGUCUAGCCUACCCAAGGGUUAUCAGGAUACUGCAAAGGCCAUUAUACAGACACAUUUGCGACGCAAUAGCACUUCCGGCACAAAUUCACCAUCCUCACCACAUUCAAGUGCCAGUCCCAAGUUACAGAGCCCAUCGCUUGGUCCAUUUUCGUCACUGCAGCCACAAUUUAAUACUAGUCCCCGCUCGCGGCAGUCGUCAGUCGACCACGAACUCUAUUCGGAAGCUGAUGUACAGCAUAAUAUCCAUAAAACUUCGGAAGAGAUACGAAAUUGCUUCGGUGUAGGUGUCGGCAUUGAGCCGGUCUCUAAUAAUACUCGUCAGUAUCAUUCGCUCUCGAAUGCCAACGGCUACAAUGGCUACGUGCACGACCAGCAAGACUCGUGCGCUUCUUCCAAUUCAAAGACCCAGUCAGCCACCACAACCGAAUCGAACACACCCGAAAGCACUACAAUGCGCUUAGACGCAAAUUUGUUAGAACAGCACCAACGUAUGACUACAAACGUUGGACUCUCUUCUGCAACAACUAACUCCAAUACAGCUGUGGUAAGUGGAACGACACAUCACGGUUCACGUUGCAAUUACACGGUCGCAUCGAAUGGUGAACUUGUGCUCGAAAGCGGCUUAACCGAAAGUGAAAUCAUACGCGUGGCAUGUGCACUAAAAGUAGAUAUGCCAGUGGAGCAACUUCAGCAAGGGCUCGCCAAUUUGGAGAUCUGCAUUAAAGGUGGAAACUGCGAGUUACCGAACAAACAUUUCCGCGCCAUCAUGAAGAUGUUGCUAGGACUGUUGGAUUCGCAAACAGCUGAUGUGAUGAUUGCCGUGAUAAGUGUGCUCGGCAAGAUAGUGCGCAGCACGAAAAUGAAGGAAACUUGGAUUAACUUCCUCGAACUAAUAUUGCUGCGUAUAAUAAACUGCUACCAGCACAGUAAGGAGACAGCGCGUGAAAUCGAUUUGAUCAUACCACGAAUCGUAUCAUCGUUGCCACUGAACGCCACCAUCAAUAUUGUAAAUCCUGUCAUUGCGACUAGUUGUUAUCCGAUGAACUUAUGUGCCGUCAAAUUGCUCACAGAGCUGGCAGACCGUCACGGUUCCGAGCUAACCGAAUUUCAUUUAGAUAGCAUAUUUCCGAAUCUGGCGCGCCUCACCGAUGACAGCGAAUCAAUGGUGCGGAAAGCUGCUGUUUUUUGUAUUGUCAAACUCUACAUAGUGAUGGGCGAGGAAAAGGUGAAGCCGAAGUUGUCGGUGUUAAAUCCAAGCAAAGUGCGCUUGCUCAACGUGUAUAUAGACAAGCAGCGCGGCAACAGUGGCGGUGGCAGUUCAACGAAAAAUUCAUCAGCAUCAUCGUCAUGAUUGCGUCGUGCACAGACGACGCGUGAAGAAGUGGAAACAGACGGACGGCAAUUGCAACAACAAUAACAAUACCAGCACUAAAAAGAAGACGGUAGAACACUACGGCAGUGAGCCCGUUGUUAUGGUUUGGCCAAGGGCCGUCGACUGUGGGUGGUGUGUAUGUGUACGUACGUAUAGUAUUUGUUGAAAUUUUAUUAAUGUAGGUAAACGCAUUAAAUGCAAUACUAUAACACAAAAAAUGCAACUUGCAGUGGUGUCAAAGUGGAGUUAAUGGAAUUGGUAGCGAAGUUAAUUUUUUCUCAGAGCCUUUACUUAAAAAACAAAAAAAAUAUAAAUAUAAUUGAAAAUGUUGUAUACGUAUUUAGCGCAAUCGUUAGUUUAUGUGACGGGAUAAUUUCAAGUGACUGUAACUGAUAAUUACAGUACUACUUAUUUGUCUGUAUGUGUAUAUAGUUUAGGUGUUAAAAAAUCGUCAGUCACAAAAAAGUGAGCAGUAAUGUUCGUAUUUUGUUCAAAAUUGUUAAGCAACAACUAAAAUUAUUUGUUGAAACAAUAAGAGCCAGUCUUUUUCCAAAAUUCCAUUGCAUUUAUUCGCGAGUUAUAUUCGACUCCACUUUGGCUAAAGCGUAAAGGCAUAUGUUAUAAAAGACGCCUUGGCGAGUUCGCGUUUGAAAUUUAAAUAUGUAUUUGCAUACUUUUGCUUACAAAACCAAAAAACAAAAAAUGUAAAUUUACACACAAAAACCUAUUAAUUAAUUGAUAACUAAUUGUAAUUUGUUAGUUAUAAUUAUAUUUAAUUAAUACGAAUGGUAAAACAACAAAACAACUAAGCUGGAAAUUAUUUAUCUCGCACAUUCUUCUCCCCUGAACUUAUACACUUUUUACAUUACUACGCCCAUCAGAUUUCCUAUCAACAAAGCGACAACUAAUUUGCAAAUUCUUCCUAGCGACCAUUCAUUCGGACUUGAUCUACUAAACUCAAAAUGUAUCUGUUUGUAAAUCCCGUCUUCACACGCCUGUAUGUAUGUAUUGGUUUAUAAUUUCCCAUACAUCACUAUUUUUAACUGUGUUUUAAAUGUUUAGUUUUAUGAUUUCGUAAUUUCUUGCAUAUUUUGCGCGUUUUUUAACCAACACUCUUUAAUUACUUGUCUUACAUGUAAUUAUAAGUUUAAUGAUUUUCUAAAAACUAUAUUUCGACAUUUUACACAAACGAAUACAUUGAUGUUAAAUGCAUACAAGUAAUAAAAAUAUAUUUAGUUUUUAGUUGCUCUAAUCCUACAUCUAAGUUAUAUGCAUACUUUAUUAACUUAUACAAUAUUUUAGUAAAAGUGGAAACUUUCGUGUAUUUUUUGCAAGAAAAAAUUAUUAAAAAGUAAAUAAAAGUAACUUAACCGAAAAUAUUCAGCUAUAACUUUUUCCUCUCCCGUGGACAAAAUUUUAGCUUAGCAAAACGUUUUCCAAAAUGUGAAAAUGCGUUGUGUUAGCGUUAGAAAAACGAAAAAGUUAGGGUUAUAACUAAGUAAUAGAACAAGAGAAUCUACUAUCAUUUACUUCAGCCGGCUUGGUAGCGUUUUUUAUAUUCCCAUUCAUGCAAUGCAUAUUUAAUCUUGAUACUCUUGAAAUAUUGAAAUAAGUGCAGCAUCAGAUCUUUGCUUGAAUGCAGUGCUUCAUAAAAAAUACUAAUAACACAAGUGUAAACAAAAAAAUAUAUAUACAUAUAGUAUAUAUAAACAAAUAGAGAAAAAUUAAGCAGUAAUAGAUAAUAUACACAAUAUAAGUAAUGCAAAUAAAUUAAAACUAGAAAUAUAUAAAUACGUAUUUAAAUUUCGUUAUACACUUGAUAUUAAUAUAUAUGUAUGUACAUGAGAAAGUAAUUCGAAAGAUCCAAGAAUUAAAGCUAAAUAGUAUGCAACACGUUAAUAAUAACAAAAUACAAUAUAUAUGUAUGUAAAAACAACAAAAGCUCUAGUAGAAAUGGCAAACAUAUAACCGAAUUAACUAUACGCUAACGCGCCAUGUGUACGAAGGAAGCGCAUUUUAAUGUAAUUGGAAAUUAUUUAUAACAAUUGAUAAAUUCAGACACACAAAUUUGAAGUGAGAAAUCAUUAAUAAACAAAAAAAAACAUUAAUAUGCGAGGUAAACAAAUAUUUAGACUAGCUUAGUUUUUCAAAAUAAUUGAAAAUUUAAUAA
Anastrepha obliqua is the source of this 7247-nucleotide messenger RNA. RefSeq names its product CLIP-associating protein-like. The transcript is spliced from 2 exons. The record is from RefSeq and is a predicted model, not a curated record. Gene Ontology annotation, biological process: mitotic spindle assembly. Gene Ontology annotation, molecular function: microtubule binding. Bases 587 to 5056 code for a protein of 1489 amino acids. Gene Ontology annotation, cellular component: mitotic spindle; spindle microtubule; microtubule organizing center. Lineage: Eukaryota; Metazoa; Arthropoda; Insecta; Diptera; Tephritidae.